GGUAGAUAGAUAGAUAGGUAGAUAGAUAGAUAGGGAGAUAGAUAGAUCACCAAUAGUGUAGUAUUGUUUGUUGGAUUUAAUAACUUUUAUAUAAAUAUUAACAAUAACACCAAUUUCAUAUAUUAUAACACCAUUUAUAUUAUCUUAUUGUUAUCUUUACUAGAGAAAUAACUAUAAAAGCAAUAACGUGAUUUCUUUCUUCUUUUUUCUUUUUUUCGAUAGUUUUGAUUUGUUAUCUUUUUUGUUUACAUCCAAAAAAAAUACAAAAAAAAACGAAAAAAAAAUUGUAUUUUGUUUUACACCAUGUUAUGUGGUUACAAUCAACAUCACAUUAUUUAUAAAAACACACACACACACACGCAAUACAUACAUACGCACAUGCAUACAUACCUACCGACAUAGAUCCAUAUAUAUAUACACACACACAAGAUGAAUAUAUCAUAGAAUAUUGGAAUUUAUCAUUAAAUUCCUUCCGAGAUAAAUUAUAUUUUAUUACUAAUAUCAUAUUUUUUUUCAUUUUUUUCUGUUUUGUUACCAUGAGCACUAUGAUGCCAAAUAUAGAUUAGUUGUCAUAUCAUAAUAAUAAUAUUAAUACAUAUUCAAAUAGAAUACAAUACAUGUAUUUUGAUUUUGUUUAGUUACUAUGUUUGUACAUAGAUAUUACAAUUUAUGUAAGUGAAUAAGUGAACCAAUGUCUGGAUCCAUCUAUCUCUCUAUAUAUAAAUAACAUUAUAGUAUCUAAAUGAAUAUGUAUCAUUCAUAAUUACUUACUUAGCUGUUAUUUAAUGAUUCAUCUAUAAAACUCAUUUAAGUAAUAUAUCUAAGUAAUAAUAAUAAUAAUCAGUUAUCAUUUAUUAAUUUAAAUAAACAAACAAACAAAAAGAAAACGAAAUAUAAAAAAAAAGAAAAGGAAGGAAAAAAAAUCAAUUUUCAAUUAUUCAAUUAUUUAUUGUUUUAUUUAUUUACUUUUGAAUAAACAAAAAGAAAAGAAAAGAAAAGAAAAAAAAGCAAACAGAACAAAUUUCAUAAAUAUGGAUUCGAGUCCUGAUGGAUCAUCAAUCAGUGAAUCAACUCUUACUUCUGGAACCUAUACAUUACCCGAUAGUAGAAGAUCACAAAUUCCACGAAAUAAUUCAAUUUCUUAUCAACAAUUUCAAUCACCUAUUAUUUAUACAUCAAAUUAUAAUUAUAGAAAAAACGAUCAAUAUAAAAUUGAUCGUCCAUUUUCAGCUCCAAAAAUUUAUUCUAAUUCUCAUUUACAUAGAAUGAAUUCCAAUGUUUUAAUGAAAUCAUCAGAAUUGAAUUAUUCCCAUGAUUAUCAUUCCUUUCAGUCUGAUAAUGAUAAACAUAUACCAUCGAAUAAAAAUUAUAAUAUUCGAUCAAGUUAUGAAAUUGAAUUAAAUCAAUAUAAACAUUCUAAUAAUAAUAAUACUAAUAAUACUAAUAAUAAUAAUAAUAAUAAUAAUAAUAAUAAUAAUAAACGUAAUUCUAAUCACAGAUCCCAUUCAAGAUUCAAUACAAUUACCGGUUCAUUUGAUUAUAAAUCACUGAAUAAUGAAUUAAAAUUUUAUUCCUCUGUAAGAUCUCGUUCAAAUCCAUUGAAAUUAGAUGAUCAACAUUAUCAAGAGAAUAUAUCUGAUACAUAUGAUCGAUAUCAAUUUGUUUCUUCAGGGAAUGAAUCUCAUAGACGUCCUCUUCUUUAUCAAUUAAAUUCUUCUCAUAUAAAUGAAAUAUCAAAACAAUAUAGACCAUUAAGUAGUCAUGAAAAUCAUUUAUCAACACGUUCACUUUGUUCAAAAUUACCAUCACAAAAAAAUCUUGAACAAACUACUGAAAUUGAUUUAUAUAAAACUGCAAUGUUUGUUAUUCCUGCGCCUACAUCAAAUUCUUUACCGAAUGUACAAAAUGAUGAUUUUAUAUCUUAUAGAAAAAAUAUCAUAGAUCCAUCAAUUCAUCAUAAUCGUCGUCAACAUCAUCAUCAUCAUCAUCAUCAUGAUGAUCCUCAUCAUCAUCAUCAUCACCAUCCUCACCAUUCUCCUCCUCCUCAUCAUUCUGAUCAUCGUCAUCAACAUUAUCAUCGAUAUAGAGAUAAUAGUGAUAGUUAUUUAAAUAGUAAAUCUAAUGAAAAAGUACGUACUUAUAUUUGUAAAGGAUGUGGACGUUCAUCAUUGAAACGUAAAAAACUGAAAAAUUCAUCAUAUUCACUUGGUUAUUCAUGUAUAUCAUUGGAUAAAUGUUCAACUCCACAAUUUAUUAAUUCAACUAAUACUAGUAAUAAUAAUAAUAAUAAUAAUCAUAAUAAUCAUCUUUCAUAUCAUGAAAUGGAAGAUGAUUAUGAACGAAUUAUAUUUCAAUCAUCUGGAUAUUCACAAGAAGAUAAUAAAUAUUAUACAUCUAUGGAUAGAACAUCAUAUAAUUCGAAUAUACAUAAUAAAUCACAAUAUAAUAUGAUAUCAAAUAGUAAUAUGAAUAGUUUAAAUCAAAUGGAUUUAUAUAAUGAUUUACCAAAAAAUUUAAAAACUUUACAACAACCAUGUAAAUUAGAUUGUAAUAAAAUUAUUGUUGAUAUUAAACCAAGACAAAUGAAUGAAGCUGAUAAACAACAACAUAUUACUCAAUGGAUUCAACUUGGUACAUUAGGUGAUACACCAAGUUCACCAACUAUAUCACCACUUCCACCUGAUGAAUAUCAAGAUAAAGAUUUUAUUAUACAUUCAUCAAGAUAUUCUAAUAAACAAGAUAAUAAUGAUAAGGAUAAAAAUGAAGAUAAUGAUGAGGAUGAUGAAGAUGCUAUUGCUAUCACUACUGAUAAUGAUGAAAAUCAAGAUUAUAAUGAUUGGAUUCAUCCUCAUGUAAUAACACAUAAUCUACAGAAUAAUAAUAAUGAAUCAUCAUUACAUGAACAACAUAAACAACAUGAAAAUUAUGAACAAAAUAAUCAAGAUAAAGAAGUUAAAAUACAAAUCAUUAAACAACAAACAGAUUUUAAUUUAAAUAAUGAAAAACAUGAAAAUUUUAAUGAAAAUAAUUUAAUUAUUAGUAGACCAUCAUCUAAUUAUACAAAUACUUCUACUAAUGAAAUUAAAUUAGAAUUUAUCAAUAAUCCAAAUCAUCAUCAUCAUAAUGAUAAUAAUAUUAGUAAUACUCAUCAAACUACUAACAAUGAAAUAAGUAGUAUAAAAAAUAAAAUCACUAUGGAACAAAUGAAUUCAAAUACAAAUCUAUUGUUGAAUAAUUCACUUAGUAAUAAGACUUUAUCAUAUGAAAGAGUAUUAAAUGAAUCUUCACCUCAAUCAACAUCUACAGAAGAUAUUACAACAUCUAGUUCUAAAUAUAAUAAUAAUGAUAAAAAUAAAUAUCAAAAUGAACGUAUUAUUACUAUUAAAGAUAUAAAUGGAUUAAAUGAUGAGAUUAAAUCAUCUCCAGGAAAACAUUCAUCAUUACAUAGUGAUAAUAAUAAUAAUAAUUCAGAUAGAUAUAUGUAUUCAACAUCAUCAUCAACAUUAAAAAGUAUACCAUCUAUACCACCUAAACCAAAAUUACAUAAUAUUAAUGAAAUUACUAUGGAUAAACAAAAAAAUUCUACAUUAAUUACAUCAGAAAUACGUUAUAUUAAUAGUAAAAUAUCAAGUCAUUUAUCAAAUACAACAAAUAUAGAUUCAUUAUUAUUAAAUACAAAUUCAAAGAAUAUAGAACUGUUAAAUGGAUCAACUGAAUUAGCAACUGAUUUAUAUCCAAAUUUAGUUAAAACACGUGAUACACCAAUACCAAAUGUUAAAAGUUUAGUAACAUAUUUUACUGAAUUAAUUAAAGUUCAUACUGAUCUACAUGAAAUCAAUCAUUCUAAUAAUAUAAAUAAAGAAAAAGAUAAUAAUAAUAAUAAUCAUUAUGAUAUUACUUACAAUCAAUAUAAUAAUAAUAAUACUACUACUAAUAAUGAUAAUAAUAAUAAUAAUAAUAAUAAUAAUAAUAAUAAUAAUGAUAAUGAUGAUGAUGAUGAUUUAGAUAUACCAGCAAAUAUAUCACCAUUUUUAUUACAUCAUGAAACCCCUAUCGCAAGAGAACGUCGUUUACAAGCUGUUGAAAUGUUAAGACGUCGUUCAACAAUUCAUAUGACAUAUGAUCGUUAUAGAGUAUUUCCACCUGGUUAUAGUACAUCAUCAUCACCAAUAUUAGAAAAAUUUAAUCGGAAUAUAAUAAAUAAUAACAAAGAUGACUGUAAUAACAAUAAUAAUAAUAAUAAUACUGAUAAUAGUGAUAAUGUUUGUAAUGAUAAUAAUAAUAAUAAUAAAAACAAUAGUCAUAUAAUUAUAGAACAACAUAAUACUGAUCCUAUUCAUCGAUCAAUUUCACCACCAAAAUAUCAAGUACGUAUGCAAGCAAAUUUACAAAAAGAUUCAACAGCUAUAGUUGCUUAAUAGAUUAUUUUUUUCAGAGUGGGGUUGAGUGGAGUGGAAUGGGGUGGGAUGGGGUGGAGAAAUUAUUUUAAUACAUUUAUAAAACAUAUAGAUUAUUAUUAUUAAUAAUAAUAAUAAUAAUCAAUCGUUGUUUCGUUUCUUUGGCAUCAAUUCUACCUCUCUUUUUUCGUCAUGUUUAAUUUAAUAAUUAACCAUUGAAAUAUUCUUUUUUUUCUCUUUUUCUUUUUUUCUUUUUUUCUUCCUUUUUAUUUCAUUUCAACUACAAUUCUAAAUUAUUCACUUAUUAUGAAUAAUAGCUCUUGUAAUUUUUUCCAUUUCAUCCUCUUCCACCCCCACAGUUUGCUUUUCUUUAUUUUUUAAAUUUUUUUCAUUUCUUUUUCUUUCAUUUCAAGUUCAACAGAAUAGCUGAUUUUUUUUUUCAUCUUAUGAACCAUAAUUUUAAAAUGAUUCUUUUAUUAUGACUAAAAGAUUUUGUCAUUUUUUUCCCCUUUGUUUCUUCUCCCACCCACCCCUAUUUGUUUUUCCUUAAUUUUUUUUUCUUUUUUCCAUUUUUUCUUCUCGUUCCUUUUUAUUUCAUAUCAAGUUCAACAGAAUAAUUGAUUUUUUUUCCCCUUAUAAAUUAUAAUUUUAAUUCCGUUUUUUAAAUUAUGAAUAAAAGUGUUUUGUAAUUUUCUUUUUUUCAUUGUUUCUAUUCCACCACCCUUCACCCGUUUUUUUUUGUUUUUCUUUAUUAUUUUUUUUCUUCUUCUUUUCUCAUGUUCAUAGUUCAAUACUUAAUUGAAUGUUAAAAUCGUAUGAAAUUAAAUAUCAAUAACCAAUAAUAAUUUCAUAAUGUAUAAAUAAUUAAAACAAAAAUAAAAGUAAAAAAAAAAAGAAAAGAAAAUCAACAUUCUAUUAUAACAAUUAUAUCAUUUAGUUAUUAAUAUAAAUCAAACAAACAAAUCAAGAAUUAAUCUUGUAGAUUAUUGUUUAAAAAAACUUGAAAUUUUUUUUUUUCAAUAAUUUCAUCAAAUAAGAUUAUGAAAGUAUUUAAGUGUUUUAUUGAAAAAAUUUCAUAUCAUUUUAUAUAAUUCAUAAGUAAUUGUAACCAUGUAAAUCAUAUCAACAAUACUUAUUCAAAAUAAACAAUACAAUUUUAAAUGGAUUUAUACUUACUAACUUACUUACGCCUGUUACUCCUCGUGAAGGAGCAUAGGCCGCUCACCAGCAUUCUCCAUCCAACCCUGUCCUGGGCAAUCCUUUCAAGCUCUUUCCAGUUCUUAUUCAUCUUUUUCAUAUCUGCUUCUAUUUACCGACGUAAUGUGUUCUUUGGCCUUCCUCUUUUCCGCUUCCCUUCAGGAUUCCAAGUUAGCGCUUGUCUCGUAAUACAGUUUGAUGAUUUCCUCAAUGUAUGUCCUAUCCAUUUCCAUCGUCUUUUCCUAAUUUCCUCUUCAGCUGGAAGCUGGUUGGUUCUCUCCCACAAAAGGCUGUUGCUGAUGGAUUUAUAAGUGAUAUAUUAUUGAUUUAGU
Schistosoma spindalis is the source of this 5926-nucleotide messenger RNA. The record is from the annotation of a GenBank genome assembly. NCBI's taxonomy places the organism in Eukaryota, Metazoa, Platyhelminthes, Trematoda, Strigeidida, Schistosomatidae.